Messenger RNA from Plasmodium inui San Antonio 1, 4512 nucleotides. RefSeq lists its product as hypothetical. The coding region runs from base 1 to 4512 and encodes 1503 amino acids. The transcript has 2 exons. The record is from RefSeq and is a predicted model, not a curated record. Lineage: Eukaryota; Apicomplexa; Aconoidasida; Haemosporida; Plasmodiidae.
AUGAAUGAACUAAAGGAGCUGAGCAGGAAGGUGAGAGAAAACACCAGCGUCAAAAAAGAGGAAAAGAAAAAUGAACCGGAAAUAAAAAACCUAUUUGAGAACUUCCUGAGCAACAACUCGAUAAAUUACCUAAGCUCUUUUAUAAACAAAACGAAUGGGAUUGAUAAACCUGGGGAGAAGGAAGGAGGGGAAAGAACUCCCCAGGGGGGGGACCAUUUGGAAAACGCGCGUCAAAGUGGGGAGAGGCAGGUGCGUGGGGAGCAGCACUUGGGUGGAGAGAAGGAGUUAUAUGGUGAACCCACUGCUGAGCAGGGAACCUAUCAACAGGACGAUGCCCCACCUGGUAAGAAGCACCUUACCGAGAAAAAGAAAAAAUACAGAGAUGAUUCGGAAGGACACACGGGGGAAAGCAAAAAUGUAAGCCACAUAAAUGUGAAGAAGAUUCUACAGAACAAGAAGAACGUCGAUUUUAAAGACCUGAACAAACUAAUUAACUUUUUUGAUGAUGAAAUAAUGGAGAGAAGCAGAAAGCUGGAAAGGUUUAUGAACCAGAAUAAAAUAAAAAAUGAUUAUAGUGAGCAAAUUUUAAUGAUAGAAAAAUUUAACAGAGAAAUGCGAAUUAUUGAAAAGGACCUUUCCCAGAAGGAGGACCCCCUGUACCAGCUCUAUUUGAUGAAAAAGGAAAAAAAAAAAAGCUACGACUCCUUAGUCUUUUUUAAAAACUUCUUUAACUGUUUAGAAAGUUACCUUCACCUUUCAGACAAAGCGGAAGCAAAUUAUAAAAAAUUAAAAAUAUGGAAGGUGUUACUUUACCUGCGUAAUUGUAAGACGCACAUUUUGUUAAUAAGAGCCAUUUUUAAGUCUGCAAAAGGGGGAAAUGUGGAUGGUGAAUCUGCGAAGGUGAAGCGGGCAAAGCUCAACAUGGAAGAGGGCACCGCCGCGGAUGGCCCUCCCCAGUUCGAUGACGCCACAGUAAUGGAAAAAUCAAAUGAAGCAGAAAAGUUUGAAGAUAUGUUGGGGCAUAAGACAAACUGUGAUGGCGUCCCCACAGAUAAUAACCACCUUGACAAAAAACUGAUGGAAGAUUUGAAAAAUAUGUUCCUAACGGAUUCACCCGAAGAGGCGCAAAAUGGAAAGCCCACCCUUAUGAAGGAAAUGAUAUUGAAGUAUGACCAUCUCGUUAACAAUUUAAGGUGCAUCGUCCGAGUCACCUUCGAGAAAAUGUUUCUCUUCAACGGGAACAUAAAAAUAUAUAAACACGUCUAUCUGAACCCGAGUGACAUAUCUUCACAAAACGAAGAAAGCAUUCAGGGGCAAAAAAUUUCCUACGUCCUGUUUUGGCAUAUGGCUUACAUCCUGAAAAUGCACAGGAAAUACUUGGAGGAAAUAAAAAAGCAUUUAUUUUUUAACCUCUUUAAAUUUAUGAUCCUGUUCUAUUGCCUUGCCAAAAAUGUGAAUUGGAAAAAGGUAAUAAAUAACCUCCAUCAAAUGGAACGUACAUCAGCAUACUCGUUGAAUUAUCGACAUGUGAAGAAAUUUGUCUCCAGUGUUGCACAAAAAAGUGAUGUUGAUUUGUGCACACCUAACAGUUGUAACCAUUUUGGUACGUUUAAAAGUUUCCUCUUUUGUGCGAAUGAUGGGAGAACCUCCACGGGUGAAGAACAGGGCGGAGGCCGAAAUGAUCCCUUCACUGCUCUUUGCUUAAGUGAUUAUAUAAUUGAGCAUGAAGAUAGUGUUUUCAUCGAUAUGGAAAAUUUUUUUGGCAAUUUUUUGGGGUCCUUGGAAGGAGCUCACAAGAUAAAUCAAUCGUGUUCUUUGCAUCCCGGGGGACUUUCCCCUUUUCAGGGCGGGAAAGUUGACCUGGAAGGGGAAGAUGACUUGAAGAGUGACGAAGGGCAGGGAAGCCCAGGAGAUGACAAUAGAGGUGGAACGCUUCAAUUCGGCUUCGGUGUUCCCAUUAAGGCCCAGAAGGGGACAGAGCAGAACAACUUCUUCGCCGCGCUGUCGCGCUGUUUAUUCGAGUUUCACGCUGUGGCGGAGUUGCUAUUUGUAGAGAAUAGAAAGAAAGUCAAGGGCAGGGGUGGACCGCGAAAAGUGGGCCAAACGAGCAAAGCGGCGGAAGCCGAGGAAGCGGAGGAAGCAGACAAAACAGCCGAAACAGACGAAACGGGCAGAACGAACAGAACGGACAAAACGGGUGAACUUUCCCCCCUCGACAUUGCGAUCGAGGAAGGGGCACGCGGGGGCGAACUGAAAGACGCAUUCGACUUCUACUUUGGUGGCGAAAAAGGAGAACAAAAUGGAAGCGAAACGUAUUUUGUGGAAUACGAAUUGGAGGCACAUGAGCAGGGCAGGCUGAACAAUAUGAAGGAGAAAAUAAGGAGCAAGUAUGAACAGAGCAAGUGCCAAGAAAGCAACGGCGAAGACGUGGAGAAAGGCGACGCAAGGGAGCCCCCCAAUGGGUGGGCCUCCUUCUCCCACUACAUGCUGAAAAAAGAAUUGAACGAAAACCUCUUUACCUAUUUUCACCAUAUAAAUAAGAAGAGAAAUAAUUUCAGCCAUAUUUUCGAUGUGUACUUUAUGUACCGAUGGAAGAAGGAAGAAAAAAAAUUCGAUCAGCUGAUUCAGAAGAUUUUUCAGAAAAAUUUUCACCAUUACCUUGAUCAGAUUUAUUCCGUCCUGAGGGAAAUGUUGCUUUUUAAAAAACGGGCCGAAUACAUACUAGUAAAUUCCAGUGUGGAUGAUUAUCUGUACAAUGUCUUCUUUGAUGAGGGGAACAAUUAUACUUUAAAAAAUAUGGAGGGAGUGACUUACCGUUCCGUUGUGCAAUUCGUUGAGGAGGAACAAGGUGCCUUGAGCAAAUCACUACAAGAGAAGGUUGACAAAAUAAUUGCACAGAAGAAUAUGCACACAAGGGGGAUGACCGAUGGGACAACCUACAUGGUAGAGGAAGCUACUUGUGAGGACAUUCCUGGGACAGGAAAAUCCAGGAAAUGGUUACCCCCAUGGGGAGGUAUCAAGGAGACCGUUUUGAGUAAAAAAAGGGGGAAAGAGACCAAGGGGGGGAAAUGCCAAGUGGGACAUGUGGGCAACCAAGAAGAGAAUGAUGAUAAGGGCGUGAAAGACGGUGAGGGAGGCGUAGGGGCGACCCCCACAAACGAAAAAGCCAUCUUAAGAGUCAUCUCCCAGCAGGAUCGCAUAGACUGUAUGAGGAUCCAUAAAAGUUUGCUCUACAUCGUCUUUGUAGUAUACCGGAUUGUGCACUUUUCGUACGAAGUUUUGCACGACAUGAAGGGGGCAGAAUGGAGCCAUCACUCGGCACACAAAAUCGAGGAGGAAAAAGAAGAAAAAAAUGAAGAGAAAAAAAGAAGACAAAUCGUUCCAAUUAAUACAGUCCUAUUUUGCUACAAAAUUGUUAAAUAUAUUUAUGAUGCAUUUUUAAGUUAUUGCUUUUUCGCAUUUCGAUUUUCCUGCUUUCCCAAGGUGCCAUGUGCAAAUGAAUUUCUCUUGAGCAUAAUUAAUGAUAAUAUAUUUUUAAAAAAGGUUUUGCAAAAUAUUCAUUUUGUUUUCUUGCACCAUCAGCAUUUGUUUAAUCUGUCCAUCUGUGAAGAAGACAUCAUUUCUUUUAAAAAUGUGGAAUUGAAAGGUGAUGGUUGCUUAUGGAAAAGGGGAAGCAACAAAUCGGUGGGCGAACAGCACAUAAAGGGUGAUCACAUUACAAAGAGUGAACGGAAGGAUAUGAGGGAUUCUGACGUGAACAGCUCAAAGUUACCGGAAGAGGGAUAUUUUCUCGAAAGGAAUGGAGAAAAGAAAAAAUCGACUUGUCCCCCAAAAGGACCCCUCCAGUGUAUAAACAAAAUGAGCGUACUGAAGAAGAUUCACCUCUACAUUGAUAAGUUCCAGAUAAAUUUGAAUUUUUUUAAAAAUAUGCUUGUCAAAAUUUAUAAGGAGAAAUUUACGCGCCUUCUCCAGAAGGAUACACUUUUCAUGGAGGAGCAAUUUUUAAUCAGCACCUCCAAAAUAGUGAACAUCAUUUUUGAGUUUUUUCAAAUUCAGGACUUGUGCAAAAUUGCGCACAUGGAUAUUACCUUGCGCUUGGUGGAUUAUUUUUUUUUUCUUAUCAACACGCAAGUGUAUGCGUUUACAAAUGAAAAGGGCAGAAUCGAUGAGCAUGAGCGGAAACUCCUCUAUGAGAAGUUCGUCUUCACUCAGAAUAGUCUGUCCUUCGUUUUGCGCAGCUACGGAGACAACUGCGGCGAACAGAAGAAUCAUUCACAGCAGGAGGGAAAUUACUUUCUAAGGAUAACGGACGAGCUUCCCAUCAGUUUGGCCAAUUUGAAGAAGAACAAAGCACUGUUUUUACUCCUUUUCUGCAAAGUCAAACAGAUCCUGAAUGCCAAAAAGGGGAUACUCGAAAUGCAUGACGCGAAAAUGGUCCAGGCGUUGCUAGCCAACAACCCGUAUGCGUAUGGGGACGAGAAUUACGACGCGAUCCUCAACGAGUUUAAGUGA